ACCGGCAAAAGAGCUGAUCAGAGUCAGACCCAGGUUUUCUCGGCAGAUGUGAUAACGUCCUCUGCAUAUCAAAAAAUUACCAAUCUCCAAGUUUUAAUUAUUUAACUUUAUCCUGUGUUUGGAGGGCAUUAGAACCAGUUCAGGUCAAAGGUCGGCCUUCAUGAUGGAGUUCGAGCCUGUGACUAUGAUUGCGUACAGCGUCAUGCUGUUGCUGACAAUCGGUCUGGCUUGGGUCGUCACGGUCCUUUUCGCCAAGAACGAGGGGGACGAGGAUGCCAAGAAGAAGUCAACCGAGGGGGAUGGCAAAGGUCAACAACCUGGUGGUGGCAAGAAGAAUAAGGGAAACAAACAGAACGUGGAAAAACCGGUAGGUACCAAGGGAAAAAACAAGCCGAGAUCAAGAACUACUUCUGAAGCUGACAGCGAGAACCAUCCCUGGACAGUGGCAACUUUCAAGGGACAUGCCGGACUGAUCACGGACAUGAGUUGGAGCAGCAAUGACAAGUUUAUUGCCUCUUGUGCUCAAGACCGGACCGUGUUAAUAUGGUUUGCAAAGGAUCUGCUGACUAAAGACCGGCGAAGCAUUCGCGUAAAUGUGCCUUUUGAUAAUGCUCGAAACAUCGCCUGGAGUCCGGACUGUACUGCGUUCAUCGUUGCUCUAGAAGACCAGAAGGUCUUGGAAGUUUACAAACUGGGCAAGAAGGCGGAGGGCUCUCAUGUGACUGUGAACUCCCUCACCAAGUUCAAGAAGGUUCAUGACGAGGAUAUCAUCGGAAUUGGGAUUGCCUGUACUGGCCUGUUCAUUAUGUCUUGCUCAAACGAUGGCAACAUGAUUUUGUGGGACGUGAAGGGAAGUGUGCUUGAGCGAAUGAGUAUCCCUGUUGGAGUGACUGCCACUUGCGCCAAAGUUUCUCAUUGUGGAAGAUACGUAGCAGUGUGCGGAAAUGAUUGUAUUCUUGUAGAAGUUAUCUUCAACGAAAUGAAGCAGUUCAAGUCUAUCCGAACCUUUGGAAAAUUGCAAGGCCACGAGUCUCGAGUUGAGCAUGUUGAUUUUAACGCAGAUUCUUCGCGAAUUGUGACCGUUACGGAAAAUGGGGUUUGGCGAUUGUAUGAUACCACAGGAAAUCGAAUCAAUGUUGUCUGUAUGGGGCAAGCCAAAAGUGUCCCGAUCGCUGGAAACGAUUUUUUCCCAACCGUGUCUCUUUCUCCGGAUGGAAGAAUUGUUGCUGUGGGGCAUACCAAUGAGAUUGACAUUUUCGAAGUCACCCUGGGAUCUCCCACGACCAAUAUUAAGCCUAAAUUUACUCUUGCAAAUAUUGGUGUCCGAAAAAUCGUGUUCUCUUCUGACGGGAAGUACAUUCUCGGCGCAGGGGAAAAAUCAAUUCAGGUUUUCCAUAACAUUUGCGGUCAUCUUGCCACCUUCAACGAUCUUGCCAGACAAAUGAACGAAUCAUCUGCGCAUUCUUCUCUCAAGUCUCGCCUAUCGACUGAAAUGGCCAAUAUUUUACAAGACUUGACAAAGCUGAACGUGGGAGAGUCAAUUGAAACAACUCUUCAAGAAAUGAGAGAAAUCAUUAAUCAUUGCUAAACAACAACAACAACGUAACAAAACCAUUUUUGUCUUAUUUUAUUCAUUUGUGAAUGACACUCCACAUUCACCAAUUACUACUAUUACAACUACUGAACUUAAAAAGAAAAACUAUCAAAUAAUAUUUAUUUAUUAAAAUGCAAAUGUCUAAAUGCCCAGUUUUUCAAUUGUUAUAAAAAUAUUUAUAAAAAAUACUA
Molecule: messenger RNA, 1785 nt
Organism: Folsomia candida
Lineage: Eukaryota; Metazoa; Arthropoda; Collembola; Entomobryomorpha; Isotomidae
Product: transducin beta-like protein 2
Exons: 8
Coding region: 161-1588 (475 amino acids)
Biological process (GO): endoplasmic reticulum unfolded protein response
Cellular component (GO): endoplasmic reticulum
Molecular function (GO): protein binding
Source: RefSeq, a predicted model, not a curated record